Molecule: messenger RNA, 4582 nt
Organism: Hypanus sabinus (Atlantic stingray)
Lineage: Eukaryota; Metazoa; Chordata; Chondrichthyes; Myliobatiformes; Dasyatidae
Product: zinc finger protein OZF-like
Exons: 2
Coding region: 507-2024 (505 amino acids)
Source: RefSeq, a predicted model, not a curated record
GAAAGCAGCACCCAUCAUCAGGGACUCCCAGCACCCAGGUCACGCUCUCUUCUCCCAGCUGCCACCAGGGAAGCGGUACAGGAACCCCAGGACUCACACCACCAGGUUCGGGGACAGUUACCACCCCGCAACCGUCAGGCUCUUGAAUCAGAGGGGAUAAUUUCACUCGACUGUUCCCACAACCUAUGGACUCAGUUUUAAGGGCUGUUUAUCUCACGUGUUCAAUAUUUAUCGUUUAUUUAUUAGUAUUUACACGGUUUAUUGUCUUUCGCACACCGGACGGUCGUCCGUCCUUUUGCGGUGGGUGGUGUCUUUCACAGAUCCUAUUCUGUUUCUCGGGUUUCCCGAGUACGGCCGCAAGAUAAGGGUGUCAGCGACUCUGCUAAGAAAGAUUGCUUUGUAUGACGCUCUGCACACCAGGUUGGAGAGCUUAAGUGGGGCAUCAGAGCAAUCAUUCACCCCAGGAUCCUUCAGAGUGACGGGAUUCGACUGACAGUGGUCACCACAUGAUGGAAGAGUUGCCCAACGACAUCCUUGUGGACAUGCCUGCACCUGAGGAGGAUGGAAGUGUGCAAAUAAGCAGGCCCGCCCGGGAGGGCCCGUUACCCUGCACGCUCUGUGGGAAGGUGUUUGCCUAUCAGUCCACGCUGCGGCGCCACUGGCUAGCCCACACCGAGAUCCGGCCCUUCAUCUGCGACGUCUGUGGCAAAGCCUACAAGAGCAGCCAGGACCGCUCGCGGCACCGGCGGAUCCACACCGGGGAGAGGAUUGUCACCUGCCCCGAGUGUGGCAAGGCCUUCACCCACUUCUCGCACCUGCAGGCCCACCUGCGCACCCACACCGGUGAGCGGCCCUUCUCCUGCCCAGAGUGCGGCAAGGCCUUCGGCCACUCCUCCCACCUGCAGAGGCACCAGCGCAUCCACAACUGUGGGCGGCCCUUCUCCUGCUCCAAGUGCAGCAAAGUCUUCAGUCACUUUUCGCACCUGCAGGCGCACCUACGCCUCCAUGCUGUCGAGCAGAACUUCCCCUGCCCCGAGUGCGGGAAGGCCUUCGGCUACUCCUCGCACCUGCAGGCACACCUACGCACCCACACUGUCAAGCAGAACUUCCCCUGCCCCGAGUGCGGCAAGAUCUUCAGCUACUCCACACACCUGCAGAAGCACCAGCGUGCCCACAGCUGCCAGCAGCCCUUCUCCUGCCCCGACUGCGGCAAGACAUUUGGCCGCUCCUCGCACCUGAAGGCCCACCGGCGCACCCACACCUGCGAGCGGCCCUUCUCCUGCCCCGACUGCGGAAAGGCCUUUGUCCAGUCUGCCCACCUCCUGGAGCACCAGCGGGUUCACACCGGGGAGAAGCCCUUUGUCUGCCCUCUCUGCGGGAAGAGCUUUGCCCGGUCGUCGGAGCUUCACGCUCACAGGCGGAUCCACACAGGGGAGAAGCCCUACAUCUGCCCCGACUGCGGGAAGAACUUCAGUACGGCUUCAAACCUCAUGCAGCACCGGCACGUCCACACCGAGGAGCGGCCCUUCCCCUGCCCCGACUGCGGCAAGGCCUUCAAGAGCCCCGUGCAUCUGAAGCAGCACCACGUGAUCCACGGCGGGGAGAGGCCCUUCUCCUGCACCGUCUGCGGGAAGGCCUUCGUCCGAUACUCCAACCUACAGGCCCACCUGCGGCUGCACGCGAGGGAGAAGAAGUUGGCCUGUCCCGACUGCGACAAGGUCUUCCCCCACACCGCGAACCUGCUGGCGCACCGUCGCGCCCACACCGGCAAGCGGCCCUUCGCCUGCCCCGAGUGCGCCAAGACCUUCGUCUACGCCUCGCACCUGCUGGCGCACUGGCAGGCCCACGCCGGUGAGCGGCCCUUCCCCUGCCCCGAGGGAGGCAAGGCCUUCACCCACUCCUCGCAGCCGCAGGCGCCCCAGACUGCCAAUACCGGGGAGAAGCCCUCCGUCUGCCCCGUCUGCGGGAAGUGCUUCACGUGGUCGUGGCAGCUGCAGGACCACCAGCGGACUCACACGGAGUAGAGCGGCUACGCUCGUCCCGACUGGGAGUGGGUCUUCUCUCGGUCCUCCCACCUCUUGGCACAGAAGCAGACUCACCCAGGUGGGUCGGGAGGAGGUGGUAUUCAUUCGGGGAGCGAGUGUUUCCAUCCCACUGGGGGGCAUGUCUCUGUGUGGGGUUUGUCUGUUCUCCCUGCAAGCCAGUGGGCUUCCUCCAGCUGAUUCAGUUUCCCCCUGCGUUCCGCAAAGGUAAAUCAGUCCCGCGAGGGUCUCGGCUAGGGACAGAAUCUAGGGCUGGGACACCAACUCCAAAUCAGUUUCUCGAGGCAGCCUUGCGCACACGGACACAUGUGUCUGGCAGUGAACUUCAUGGGGGGGUAGAUACAACAGGGGAGUUAAAUUUAUCCUUAGACAGGCAGGGAACAGAGGGAUGUGGACAAGGCAUAGCCAGAAGGGAUUGUGCACCAGAUGUGAUUGGUGGUCACAGUACAGGCCAUUCGGCCCACAAUCCCUUCUGUCCACAUCCCUCUGUUCCCUGCUUGUCUAAGGGCAAAUUUAACUCCUCUGUAGUAUCUACCACCAUCCAGGCAUCUGCCUGGAUAUAAAGAUAUCAAAACCUGACCCUGCACAUCUCCUUUAAACUUGUCCCUUUGCACUUUAAUUCUGUCCCCUCUCCUUUUAGACAUUUACACCCUGGGAAAAAAAUCUGCUCUCUGUGACUUUCAUAAUCUUUUAAGCUUCUGACAGGCCUCCUCUUGGUCUCUGCCACUCCAGAGGCAGCAACAUAAUUAUCCCCUCACAGCUCCCGCCCUCAAAUCCAGGCAGCAUCCCGGUGAACCUCCUCUGCCCCCCUCCAAAGUCUCCACCUCCCUCCUGGGUCGAGAGGACCGCAAUCUGAGCCUCGGGAUUUGGAUCCAGGCUGGGAUACUCUGGGAUUCAGAGGGUGGGAAAGGUGUUGGUUGUGGGAGGCACCGUUGGAUUAGCCCAGGACGGUAUCUGAGGUGUGUUUUGUAAAUGUUAGUUGUGGGCGUUGGUGAAAUUCUGGGCCGUGUUUUCGUGUUGUAAAUCACCAUUCUUUCAGAUGCCCGUUAGGACAUAAACGUAGAACACACAGAGUACAGAACCGGUCCUUCAAACUCUGCUGACAUUUGAACCGACUCUGAGACCAAUCUGAAAUUGCCCCCAUUGUUCACUCAUUCUAAUUGCUAUCAAAGAGAAUCGUAAAUGUCCCCAGCAUAUCUGCCUGAGCCAACCCUCAAAGUUGAAGGUAAAUUUAAUAUCAAUGUACAGAUAUCUCACCACGUAAAAUCUUGAGAUUCAUUGAGAAAUCCGGCAGAGUCAAUAAACAAGAUCUACACACAAAGACUGAUAAAGAGACAAUGUGCGAAAGAAGACAAACUCUGCCAGUAAAGCAUUAACUAAACAGUUAAAUAAAUAACACUGAGUGCUUGAGCAACACUCAAAAUUCUGGAGAAACACAGCAGGACAGGCAGCAUCUACGGACAUGAGUAAACAGUCGAUGGCUUUUUCAUUUCCACAGAUGCUUCCUGUCCUGCUGAGUUCCUCCAGCAUUUUGUGUGUUUGUGUGUGUUGUUUUGGAAUGUCCCGCAUUCCAUCUGCAGAAUUUCUUGUGUUUAUAAGUUCUGGAGUCCUUGAAAGUGAGUCCCUGGGUCGUGGAAUUCCUUCAGAAUUGAUGCCAGUGAAGUUAUCCACGCUGGUUCAAGAGCCUGAUGGUUGAAGGGUAAUAACUGUUCCUGAACCCGGUGAUGUGGGUCCUGAAGCUCCUGUACUUCAUUCCCAAUGGUAGUGUUGAGAAGGGAGGUAGCCUGGGUGGUGGGGGUCCUUACUGGUGUGACCAGCACUUCCUCCAGCUUCUGGGCGCUUCUUCCCCUCUCGCCUCCUGUCUCCUCGUCCCCUCUCGCCUCCUGUCUCCUUGUCCCCUCUCAUGUCUCCUCAUCCCCUCUCACCUCAUGUCUCCUCAUCCCCUCUCGUCUCAUGUCUCCUCAUCUCCUCUUGCCUCCUGUCUCCUCAUCCCCUCUCGUGUCUCCUCGUCCCCUCUCUCCUCCUGUCUCCUCAUCCCCUCUCUCCUCCCAUCCCUUCCAUUCCCCAUUCUGGCUCCCCUCUUGUCCCUUCCUCUCUGCUCUCAUGACCUGACCAUCACCUCCCACUACAUCCCCUCUUCCUUCCCCUUAUUCCUCGGUCCAAUGUCUAUCCUAUUAACGUCCUUAUUCUCUUGUCAUUUACCUCUUCCACCUAUCAGAUCCAAACUUCUUACAACAUCCCCAGUGCCCCAACUCAUCUGGUCUCCCAUAUCACCUUGCAACUUGUGUUCCUCCACCUCUCCCGACAUCUAAUUCUGGCUUCUACCUUCUUCAUCACCGAUCCUGAUGACAGUUCUCAGCUCAAAACUUGUUGUGAAGAUGUCACCUUAAGGUCUUGUACAGUUGUACAGCUGCAGAGAAGGGGGGGGGGGUGUGGGGGAGCAUGAUGGAUAUCCAGUUUCCUGGGCCUGAGACCCUCAGCUUUCUGACUCAGGGGUAUGACCUUUUCAAAGGGUCAGAGUCGUUUGUGACAAAGUUAAA